UGAAACAUCAAAUAACGUUCUACGCUGCAACUUCAUGUCUUCAUCUUACUCCGACCGCCGUUGUCUGCCAUGACCUGGUACGUUGUUCAUUUCCAUGCUCUUUCUUCUUCAUCACCAUGAUUCCUCGACCCUCAAAUUCAAUCUAUUCCCUUUCUCACUUAAUUCUCACUAAAAAUUCUUUUUUCUUUUCUUCUUCUUCCUCUUCUCUAAUUACUCUUCAUGAUUCUGAAUCAAAACCAAUUUCAAGUCCUUUUUACAAUCUUCUUCCACCCACCCAAAACCCUAACAACAUUGUAAACCUCAUUUCUUCAAUCCUUAAACAGAAAAGUUUCCAUCUUUCCCUUUUUCAAAAUGAAAUCAAAGAGAUUCUUCCUCACAUGGGUUCCCAUGAAAUUUCUAGGGUUUUGCUCAGAUGCCAAUCUGAUUAUUCUUCAGCACUAACAUUUUUCAAUUGGGUUAAAAAUGAUUUGAACAUCACACACAGUGUCCAAAAUUAUUGCAUAAUUGUUCACAUACUUGCUUGGUCUCAAGUUUUCUCUCAAGCUAUGAAAUUGUUGUCUGAGUUGAUACAGUUGAAUGUUCCUGAUGAGGAUAUUUAUAAGAAUUUGAUUGGUUUCACUGAGGAUUGUAAUUGGAAUCCUGUAAUCUUUGAUAUGCUUAUUAAGGCUUAUGUGAAGUUAGGCAUGGUUGAUAAAGGUUUGGAAACUUUUAGGAACAAUGUUGAGGCUUGUUUUGUUCCGAAUGUUGUUGCUUGUAAUUGUUUGUUGAGUGGUUUGUCAAAGUUUAAUUAUAUUGAUGCAUGUUGGGAAGUGUAUGAAGAAAUGGGAAGACUUGGAAUACAUAGGAAUGUUUAUACUUUCAAUAUUAUGACACAUGUUUUGUGUCGAGAUGGAGAUACCGAUAAAGUGAACGGAUUCCUCGAGAAAAUGGAGGAAGAAGGAUUUGAACCGGAUUUGGUUACGUAUAACACACUCAUUAAUGGCUAUUGUAGAAAAAGAAGGUUGGAGGAUGCAUUUUAUCUUUACAAGAUCAUGUGCAUUAGAGGCGUGGUUCCUAAUUUGAUUUCGUAUAGUGCGUUGAUGAACGGUCUUUGUAAAGAAGGGAAGAUCAAGGAGGCUCAUCAGCUUUUUAAUCAGAUGGCUCAGAAAGGAAUUGAUCCGGACAUUGUGUCGUAUAAUACUCUUGUAUCCGGUUAUUGCAAAGAAGGUAAGAUGCAAAUGUGUAGAUCACUAUUGCACGAAAUGAUAGGGAUCGGGAUCCGUCCCGACAGUGUCACAUGUAGGAUUGUUUUUCAAGGAUAUGCAAAGGAGGGAAAGCUUUUGUCGGCGUUGAAUUUGGUUGCGGAGCUUCAGAGAUUUGGAAUUAAGAUUCCUGAAAAUUUAUAUGAUUAUCUCUUAGUUGCAUUGUGUAAAGAAGGUCGACCGUUUGCGGCUCAAAGUUUUCUGAUAAGGAUAUCUCAAGACGGUUAUGUGCCGGAAAUGAGUACUUACGUUGAACUAGUAGAGUCUCUAUGUAGAUUCAAUAAUGCGGACGAAGCGUUGAUUUUGAAAUCUGAGAUGACAAAAAAGAGUAUGAAACUGAAUCUCACUACCUAUAAAGCUAUCAUAAGCUGCUUAUGUAGAGUAAGAAGAACUUCAGAAGCUGAAGGCUCGUUGGAAGAAAUGGUUCGUUUAGAUAUUUUACCCGAUUUAGAAAUAAAGAGAGCAUUAAUAAAUGGUUAUUGCGAAGAAAAUGAUGUUGAAAAAGCGGUGUUGUUAUUGAAAUAUUUUGCCAAGGAGUUUCAAGUUUACGAUACCGUUAGCUACAAUGCGAUUGUUAAAGUUUUUUGUGAGGGUGGUAAUGUGGCUGAGUUGAUGGAACUUCAAGAUGAGCUUAUCAAGAUAGGUUUUGUUCCAAAUAGUUUAACAUGCAAGUAUGUUAUCCGAGGAUUGCAGAAAGAUAUGGAACUCGAUGACGAUAUAUUGGACCGCGACAUGCUUGAAGUCUAAGUUGUUCCGAACUAGGUCUGCGUUCGUCAACUCACCUCACUUUACGAAGGGAGCGAAAUUGAUGGUAUGGUAAGAACCAAGCCAGUUAAGGAUUCAGUUCCUCAGCAGCACGUAAUCUGCCACAUUUUCUACUGCAAACACGUCAACCGUUUGAUAAAUCCAAGAUAAAUAGAGACUUUUUGAACGUUUGAAUGAGUCUGAUCUGGUCCAAAUAUGUGUUCAAAUUGAAUUAUGAUAGCAAAGCUCGGGCCACCAUUGAAGAACCCAAACGCCAUUGCCAAGGUUUGAGAUUCUUCCGGUGGUUGCUUCUCUAUAUGGCUUUUUAUGUGGGGAAUACUCAUCCCUCUUCUUAGGCGCACCCACACCUCCGAAAACUCAAAAAUGUCAUUACAGAUGUCUGGACUGGAGAUGCACCUCUGGACGUAUCUAAAAUUAUAUUAGUUGUCGUAUCAGCCAUUCUAUUUUUAUCAAAAUCUUUUUUAGAGAUGCAUUUUCGUAUAUUUUAUGGUAUGAAUUCGGAAAUGCAUCUUCGUAAAAUCUCCUGUAUUCAUUUAUGAUAUUUUUAUCCACUAAGCUGGUUUAUUUAACAACUUAGUGACGAUUUCAGAGAUGCA
Messenger RNA from Lathyrus oleraceus (garden pea), 2602 nucleotides. Its product is annotated as pentatricopeptide repeat-containing protein At5g40400. Gene Ontology annotation, molecular function: protein binding. The transcript has 2 exons. The record is from RefSeq and is a predicted model, not a curated record. NCBI's taxonomy places the organism in Eukaryota, Viridiplantae, Streptophyta, Magnoliopsida, Fabales, Fabaceae. The coding region runs from base 117 to 1988 and encodes 623 amino acids.